AUGUUUACUGAAUUGACAACUGUGCAACAUAUCGUUCUAUCUGUAGUUCUGCAUGCUCUCGGAAUGGGGGCAGGAAUAUUUGUUUGGCAUCUGUUCCCACGAAAUCCAACUCGGUCCAUUACUAAAAUGCCCAUGGAAAAGGUAUCCCUGUCAGUUAUACAAGAGGAUGAAACGAGUAAAGACAAUCUUUUCACAACCCAACCAACUGGAGUACGCAACUAUGGAUAA
Auanema sp. JU1783 is the source of this 228-nucleotide messenger RNA. NCBI's taxonomy places the organism in Eukaryota, Metazoa, Nematoda, Chromadorea, Rhabditida, Rhabditidae. The record is from the annotation of a GenBank genome assembly.